Molecule: messenger RNA, 1858 nt
Organism: Malus domestica (apple)
Lineage: Eukaryota; Viridiplantae; Streptophyta; Magnoliopsida; Rosales; Rosaceae
Source: RefSeq, a predicted model, not a curated record
UCUAGCCGCCCGGCGGACGGAGUCAGUUUUCGUGCACACGAAAUGAAAUUCUCGAACCUUCCCCCUCCGUACUGUAACCAGCCGAGCUGCCUCCUCACCGGGCAGCACAUCGACCUCCAAACCCACCUCCGCCCUCACGCAUUCCAAGAACUCAGCUUUGUUCACGGCUUCGCGCACGGCAGCGGUCGCGACGCAGCGGACAUGGGGUUUGCUGGUUUUGUAGGAUUUCAGGAUUUUCUGAAACUUUUUGAGGGAUUCGAGAGCAAGGAGGUGGGAGUGGUGCGAGAGGGCAAAAGGGGUUGGUGUUGAUGACGAUGAGAUGGUGUCGCGGCCGAGAACCACCGGCUCUUUGAAUUGGUCGAUGGUGAAGAAUUUGGGUAUGCUCGGACUAUGAGCAGCUUGAAGGAGUUGGUGCCCAUGUCAAUGGCUGCCAAGAGGGUUGAAAGGGUCUCUGCGUCCGGCGUAGGGGAGGCCAUUGCUGUUGGUAGCAAUUGGUAUCUGGGUUUUCAAUUUGGUGGGAAAAUUUGUACAGGAGCAUUAACAAAGUGGAUUAAAAAGUGGUUAGUCAAAAUUGAUGCCUUGCUUGCAUCAGAACUCAGAACAGUACAUAAAAAAGUCUCCCUGGGUCCGGGGACGACUUGGGGAAAGGUAAGUCUCCGGCUCCAGUUCCACAUACAUUCCCUUCCACAUACAUUCCCAGAACUUUCCCGGAAAACCAGAUUCCCGGAAAGUUUCGCAGAACCUGCAUCAUGCAAACUCCACCAACCACCAAAUCAAUCAAGUGAACUACCUUUCAAGCCUCAACAGUCUCACUCAAAGACUCAGGUUUUUUAAUCUUUUGCUUCUCUUUUCUGCUUUCUGCUCGCAAUAAAAAUCAACCCUUUACAUGUGGACAGAUAAAGAUUGUGACAUACUGAAGUUAGUGGAAGCUGCAUGCGGAUAAUUAUGAUUUCAAGUUGUUAGAUAUGGUUUCGAUAAGUCGUUAAUAACAUUGACCAAAUAUUUGAAUAACGUGACGUGUUGACAUGAUAACAUUGACAAAUAUUUGAAUAACAUGACGUGUUGACAUGUUAUCGAUGUAUCAUCGUAAUUUUAAUUAGCUGGUUUUGCAUCGAAGUUGACAUGAAAUUUCAGGUCAAAUUCCGGGAAAUGGGGUUCUGCUUAAAGUGCCACAUCUUGCUUCCAUCACUAUUAAGAAUGAUAAACAACGCGUACUUAUGGAAAAUUUGUAAUUUUCUGCAACUUCUAGCAACCUUCAUAUCAUCGAAUAGUACUCUAAACACGCUUUGUUCUUUGUUUUGUCUCUAUUCACGUGGAAUCGCUCUCUCACCCUCUCGAUAAAUUUUUCAAUGUAACCAGAAUAGGAUCUAGAACAUCAUAUGUCAUAAUACAAGUGGAGGUGUGAGAAUGUGAGGACAAAGUCCCAUGUCGGUGAGGGACCAGACCAUUCAAGAGUUUAUAAGAAAUUGGGUUACUCCCCAUGUUGCAAAUUAUUUUUAUGUUAAAACCUCAAUUUUCUUCGUAAUAUCAAAGUAGGUUGAGCCACGUGUGAAGUUCAAUGGCUACACGUACACGUGCUCCACAUCCCUGUUUCCCCCAACUUUCUUUAGGAGGGACACUUAAAAAUGAAAACAAAUUUUCUCUGAGGUGUACCGGGUCGUGUUUCGCGAACACGGAAAAAUCUCUCCUCUCACUAAAUCCGGUCACACACAAACUUUCUCUCACUAAACUUUCUCCUUCCUGGAUCUCUUGGAAUAUACUGCGAUUUUUUUAGUACUUUUCAAUCAGGACGCGUUUGAUUAGUCAUCUAUCUGAAAUUCCAAUGCUUGAGAAUCCUGAAAAUAUUUGUUCUUUUCUC